AUGUGGACGGAACAUAAACAAACCGAUAUCGAAAUAACCAAUACCAACAACGAAGAACUCUUAAAUGUUACUCAACUAUUAGCAAAUUCUUUUAAUAGUACAUUUGAAGAAAAUCUGAAACUCAAGAACCAAAAGAAAUUUAAUUUAUUUACUGAAGAAAUUAGGAAAAAAAUUGGAAAAAAAAUUGGUGGAAAUUGGGAACAAAUUGGGAAGAAAUUGGGAAGAAAUUGGGAAGAAAUUGGGAAGAAAUUGGGAAGAAAUUGGGAAGAAAUUGGGAAGAAAUUGGGAAGAAAUUGGGAAGAAAUUGGGAAGAAAUUGGGAAGAAAUUGGGAAGAAAUUGGGAAGAAAUUGGGAAGAAAUUGGGAAGAAAUUGGGAAGAAAUUGGGAAGAAAUUGGGAAGAAAUUGGGAAGAAAUUGGGAAGAAAUUGGGAAGAAAUUGGGAAGAAAUUGGGAAGAAAUUGGGAAGAAAUUGAGAAGAAAUUGGGAAGAAAUUGGGAAGAAAUUGGGAAGAAAUUGGGAAUAAAUUGGGAAGAAAUUGGGAAGAAAUUGGGAAGAAAUUGGGAAGAAAUUGGGAAGAAAUAG
This is a messenger RNA of Psylliodes chrysocephalus, 582 nucleotides long. Lineage: Eukaryota; Metazoa; Arthropoda; Insecta; Coleoptera; Chrysomelidae. The record is from the annotation of a GenBank genome assembly.